Molecule: messenger RNA, 1903 nt
Organism: Ciona intestinalis (vase tunicate)
Lineage: Eukaryota; Metazoa; Chordata; Ascidiacea; Phlebobranchia; Cionidae
Product: 26S proteasome non-ATPase regulatory subunit 11
Source: RefSeq, a predicted model, not a curated record
UGUAAUUUUACAAUGACGUUAAAUUUUUUAUCGAUGAAAUCUCUAUUAGUUUGUCUUUCAUGUGUGGUUUUUGUGUUGAGAUGUCGAUUGUGAAUCGGCAAAUUUCAAUUCUUAUUUGAGUUUUUGAAAAGUUUUUACCGAAAAAGCUGUAGUUGCUUGAAAGUACGACGAAAGCGAUUAUUUUUCUUCGUUGAGUUUUUUCUAUGAUGAUCUGACAAUGGCUGCAGCUAUGGAGUUUGAUCGAGCACAAUCUUUAAGCCUGAGCGAUCAGGCAUCAGCAAUAAAUGCUUACAAAGACAUUCUAAAUCGUGAUGUGAAAAGCACAGAUGAAGAAGGUUUAAAAUUAAAGGAACAAAGUAUUUUACAACUUGGAACUUUGCUACAACAACAAGGUCAUGCUGAAGAACUUGGUUCUCUCGUUAAAGGUGUCCGUCCUUUUCUUAAAUCCAUCAGUAAAGCAAAAGCUGCAAAGUUGGUACGAACUUUGGUUGACCUUUUCCUUGAUAUGGAAGCCAGUACAGGGCUUGAAGUUCAGCUUUGCCUUGAAUGUAUUGAAUGGGCAAAGGAGGAGAAACGUACUUUCUUAAGGCAAGCACUGGAAGCGCGUCUUGUUGCUUUAUAUUUUGACACUGGUCGCUUCCAAGAUGCCCUCAAGUCCGGUUCACUUCUGUUACGAGAACUGAAGAAGUUAGAUGACAAGCAGCUGUUGGUAGAAGUGCAAGUAACAGAGUCCCGUACCUACCACGCACUGGGUAACCUUCAGAAGGCAAAAGCAGCACUUACCUCUGCGCGGACCACAGCAAACUCCAUGUAUUGCCCUCCGAAAAUGCAAGCUGCACUCGAUCGACAAUCAGGAAUUCUUAACGCUGCAGAGGAGAAGGAUUGGAAGACAGCUUACUCAUAUUUCUAUGAGGCGUUUGAAGGAUAUGAUUCCAUUGAAAGCAAGAAAGCGGUUUCAUCAUUGAAGUACAUGCUGUUGUGUAAGAUCAUGCUUAAUCAAUCAGAUGAUGUGCAGUCCUUACUUAGUGGUAAACUUGCGCUUAAAUACGCUGGGAGAGAUAUUGAUGCAAUGCGAAGUGUGGCAAAAGCAAGUCACAAUAGAUCCAUUUCGGAAUUAAAAGAGGUUUUAAUGAAAUUCGAAGAAGAAUUAAAAGCGGAUGUGAUAAUUGGAGCACAUUUUGACAAACUCUAUGAUAAUCUCCUGGAACAAAAUCUUCUGCGUGUCAUUGAACCUUUUGCUAAAGUUCAAGUAUCUCAUAUUGCUCGAUUGAUAGACCUUCCUUUGGCAACUGUAGAAAAGAAGUUGUCCCAAAUGAUUCUUGACAAGAAAUUCCAUGGUAUCUUAUCCCAGGGUGAAGGGGUUUUAAUUUUAUUUGACGAAUCCACCGCUGACAAAACCUAUGAAACGGCUCUUGAAGUGAUCAGCAGCAUGUCCUUGGUUGUGGACUCACUUUACCAAAAGGCCAAACGAUUGACAUAAAAAGCACCCAAAUUCAGCAAAACUUUUCAUUUAUCAUUGUUUCUAGCUUGAGGUUACUACUAUAUAUAGAAGCUGCAAGAUUUCUGUGUUCUUAUGUAUUUGGUUCAUAUAAAAUUCAAGGUCAUGCUGUUCUUUAAAGGGAAAAGGGAUGUACUGUUAAAAUUCAUUUUAUGUUUUGAAAUCGCCUCGAUUUGACUGAAAGUAGCCACCUGUACAAAGUCACCGUACCCAGCGGCUGGGUUUGUUGCGUACUGCUGCUGGUGUGAAGGUCUUUUUGAAUAAACAGCUAAUGGGACGCCUAAGCUUUGUAUAUUCGCUUCUAUAGAUGGUGUGUGUUUGUGUGGCGUAUCACGGAAACAGCAGACCGCAUUUGCUCACCGUCCACAUUUGUCGGAAUGUUUAAAAAUAAAAUUUUUGUUUAAU